Molecule: messenger RNA, 1479 nt
Organism: Trichoderma harzianum CBS 226.95
Lineage: Eukaryota; Fungi; Ascomycota; Sordariomycetes; Hypocreales; Hypocreaceae
Exons: 1
Coding region: 82-999 (305 amino acids)
Source: RefSeq, a predicted model, not a curated record
CCCGCCGCGGGCUUUUUUCUUUCUUUUCUGAUUGUUGCUCUGUUUCUCAUCGUCGCACGCCCCCCUCAGUUGUGUUAAUUGAUGCUAAAUACCUACUUGUCAGUGCUGUCUGUAGUGCUGGAUUUAGUUUCACCACUAGUAGUUUGGACAAUGAUGGCAGUUAGUUUUUUGUCCCAUUGCCGUAGGGGCCGCUCGCCAGUAUCUCUCUUUAUAAUUGCCCGUUCUAACUGUAAAUGUAGAACAGCCAGCGAAAUAAUCAUCAACCCCCUUCUCGCUGACUCUUCCCCUUGCCGAGAUAUGCCACUCUCUCUCCCAUGCCCUCUCCCAAAAAAAGAACAACCAGAGAUAAAUCAGCGCUCUAUUAAUGCACGCAAGUCAGCAUCCGGGCAAUCGGUACCUGCUCACGCACCCCCCAAGGAAACCAAUCAAACAUCGGCCGACCGGGUGCCAAUCUCUGCCCUUCUGUCACUGUUUCCGUCUCCUGUCGAGUUCGUCCUCGGAAGCGCUGUAAGACCUUCACUCUCAACUAUCAUUUCCCUUCUCUCUCUCAUAACUCGUAAUGCCGUCUUUCCAUCUCACUUGGACAAAUACGUGCUGUUACUCCGAAUUCGCUUUAUUGCUACUUGCCACUACCACCUCUUCCUAACCCUAAUACCACCCUUUUUCCGGCACAUGCAACGGCCGUCACGCUCAAAUAUGAUCAAUCAUUAUUCAUCAGCAGAUAAUCAUGCAACAGCAGGAUCAACACAUACCAGCAGAACAAGUCGAGCAAACAAGUUUCCAGCAGAUGGAAGAAAAGCAUAUUCCCCUCCUCCCUCUCUUCCUCCCCCCAUCCAAACACCUUCCGCACACCCCCUUGUGCUAAACUUCUCACUUGCCCAUCCGUUCCCCCAAUACCACCCUCUUGCUUUUUUUUUCCCCCCACGUCUCCUUCAUCCUUUUGAUAUCUGUAACUUUUUUCCCUUUUCCCUCUGUCUCUCUGUCUGUCGCUCUCUGUGAUUGUCUGAUUUUCAUAGGGCUUGUACUUUUCUGCGCCUUGCAGAUAUUUUAUGCAGGCUUGGGCUCCUCCCCAUGCUACCCGUAAGAUGUGCCGGCCUCACCCUUUUUUCACAAGUGACAAGACCCAGCCCCGAAUCUGAUGGGAUCACAAAAGGAAAAAAAACUGAACCCAAUAUCCACACCCGCAAAAUCCUUCCCGAGAUAAAACGGAAAAUGAUGCGCAGAGCCGCUUAAAAGCCCUCGCAAAAACGGAUAAUGGUGAUGAAAUAAACAUGUAUGACCAAAAGAUGUCCCGAUUCAGUUUUACCGCUCUGCUCUUACAGGGUACACAAUCCGCCAAGAAAAGCACGUCGUAGCAUUGAACAAAAGAUCAAGACACAACAACAAAAGCAAAGAAAGACCCAACAGUGAAAAAUGAUGAGCACCCAGGUUGAUUGAUGAUGUGUACAUGGGGGGAAAGGAAAGGAAAAGCUCACCUCG